AUGCCAACCAAGGAGCGGAGCUCUGACGUUCAUGCAAAACCAAGCAUAAAAGGGUCUGACGUUCAUGCGAACCCGGCGCAAGCAACAACUCUGGCGAUCAUAGUGAACCCGGCGAAAGCAACAACUCCGACAUUCACGCAAAACCCGACGCAGGCAAGAAGGAACAAGGACUUGACCCCGACAGCUCAUUCACCUAUGCGAUCAAGGCAUCGUUCGAUGCCAAGGUGCGAGGAUCACAAGUGCCGGCUUGUGUGUUCGCGACAUCCCAGCCAAGCAGAAACCGCGAACAACGGAGGAAGCCAAACUCAACAAUUCCCUUCUGUUAGGUACGCAACACCGGCCCCGGAUCCGUCCAUCGAGGAAAUAAAUGCCCGUGAAAGAAACCGAGGCGGAUAG
Messenger RNA from Microthlaspi erraticum, 396 nucleotides. The record is from the annotation of a GenBank genome assembly. Lineage: Eukaryota; Viridiplantae; Streptophyta; Magnoliopsida; Brassicales; Brassicaceae.